Messenger RNA from Phymastichus coffea, 1080 nucleotides. RefSeq names its product peroxisome assembly protein 12-A (gene Pex12). Bases 99 to 1073 code for a protein of 324 amino acids. The transcript is spliced from 5 exons. Gene Ontology annotation, molecular function: zinc ion binding; ubiquitin-protein transferase activity; protein binding. Gene Ontology annotation, biological process: protein import into peroxisome matrix; protein monoubiquitination. The record is from RefSeq and is a predicted model, not a curated record. Gene Ontology annotation, cellular component: peroxisomal importomer complex; peroxisomal membrane. NCBI's taxonomy places the organism in Eukaryota, Metazoa, Arthropoda, Insecta, Hymenoptera, Eulophidae.
CAUUUUUAUAAAUGAAAACAUACGAUGACUGAUUCAAAAUUCAUGAAAUCUUAAAAUUAAGUUUGGUACAAUACAGUUAGUAAUAAUAUAGAAGAAUUAUGGCAGAAAGAGGAGCACAUCUUACUGGUACAGUUUUUGCGAAACCAUCAAUUUUUGAGAUUGCCGCUCACAAAUCACUUGCCGCAACACUUGAGCCAGCUAUUAAAAAGAUUAUAACGUUUUGUGCAUCUGUGAACCCUGACAAGUACACAUGGCUUUAUCAAUGGUCUGACGAGAUUUACUUGAUUCUCGUUGCCAUACUUCAAAAUUAUUAUCUUAAAAACUAUUCUGCUUCAUUCUCUGAAACCUUUUAUGGUUUGAAACGGAUAGUUUUGAGAAAUUCUGAAAGGCAAUUGAAUCUGGAUAAUAGAAGACGAUAUCUUUCAUUGGUGAUUUUAACAGCCUUUCCUUACUUACAAAGGAAAAUUGAAAAUCUAGAUACUCAAAUUAAUGAUCCUAAUGCACCACAACAAAGUAAAUGGAAAUGUUGCAUAGUUCAAGGAUUCAAAAUUAUUCGUGCUAUAAAAGAAAUACUUACUUUUUAUCAGUAUCUACUAUAUCUUUCUAAUCGUUCAAAAUAUCCAACACUAUCACUUUGGCUAUUGUCAAUUUCAUUGACAUAUGCAAAUAAUGAUGAGGAGAUUGGCUUAACAGAACUGCUUAAAAAAUUAGGAUCAAGAAAUUUCAAUGCAAGUGAUGGAUUAGAAGUUCUACGAUUAUCAGUUGUACGCUCUAUAGAAGUCAGUGCCUUCUUCCUCCAGUUCCUCCAAUGGUGGAAUCAAGAACAUAACUAUAACUUUAAUUUUACAACACUACCUAUUCCACCACCUCCACAGAUUCCAGAAUUUGCAAAGCCGUAUAAAGGUAUAUGUCCAAUUUGUAAAAGACCACCUAGGAUCCAUACAGCAGUUAGUACUUCAGGCUUUGUAUACUGUUAUCAGUGUAUAUUAGGAGAAGUUAGAAGAAAUGGAAAAUGCCCAGUUACUGGUUACCCUGUCAAUGAUGAUAAUCUUAUAAGGCUUUAUAUACAAUGACUCGAGA